GAAAGAAAUAAGGAAAAGGUGGACAAUUUUCAAUUUUAUGCUUUAAAUAAUUUAAUUUUUUUUAACUAUUAUCUCUUUAUGUAACUCUUAAAAUACAUAAUAAAUUGAUGCAGUUUAUUCCCCUUUGAUGUUAAAUUAGCUAAGCUCAACUGACUCUCUAUGGAAUCCUCUUAUAGUAAAAGUUGCAACAGAUAUAGAUUUAGUAUUUGUUUCAUUAGGAUUUAGAGGAAUCGCUAUAAUCAAUGAAAAAGGAGAUUAAAUAGUGCAUACUUAGGACCUUGGUAAUAAUUAUGUGUCAUCCUUUGAAUCUACUUCAGAUGGCCAAUACCUUUUCAUUGUCGCUUCAUAAAAUUUAUUGGUUUAUCAUUUAGAUUUUAAAACAAAUAAUUCCUCUAAUUUAGAAAUGUAGAACUUUGAUUUAUUAUAAAAUGUAACAUUUUAGAAAAAUAUUUUAGUUACUAAUUAUAACUAGCAAAAAGAAUUACUAAUAAUAGCAGUAAAAGGAGGGGAUAUAUUUAUUUACGAUACUUCUGUAAAGAAUAUGCUAUCUCUAAUUUCUACUUUUAAUACAGAUUCUGUAAUGAUUAAUAAUAUGUUUCUUUCAUAGGAUGGAUAAUGGCUUUAUGUAGCAAGCGAUGUGAAAGGUCUAUAUAUGCUUAAUUUAUAAGAAUAAUUUGCAGCAAAUUAAUAUGGAAGAAAAAUAAACAUUUAAAUGGCUGCCUUAGGAACGGUAGGAUUGAGUGCAUAUUAGGGUAUUGCUACAAGAGACAAUAUUUUUAUUUAUGCUAUUGAUUUCUGGUAUGGAUUUUUUUACUCAAACUCUUCUUAUGUAGUUAACAGUAAUUCAACUCAAUACCCAAUAUAACUAUCUUUCACUGGGUUUUGGCCCUUUUAAAACAUGUAGACUGAAUGUCAAGUGAUGAUUAUGAAUAGGGAUGAGACCUUUAUUUUCUUAGGUAUUAGAUCCUAAGGAAUUGCAAUUUUCGACAUUAGAUAAAGAAACAAUAUUCAAGUUGUAGAAUUAAUAAAGUCAGACACUCUUUUUAUUUCAAUACAGCUCUCAAAAACAGAAAACUAUUUAUAUUUUAGUAGCUCAAAUAGUAUUUUUACAUACACUUAAGAUGAACCAAAUUUAAAUUAGGAUUUACCAAAUUUAUUUAACACCCAUUAAAUUAAGUAUCAAGAUUUUCUCGAUAUGGUCUAUAAGUGGAGAUGCUACAUAGAUCCUGACGAUCAAUAUCUCAUCGGGGGAUUUGAUGUAAGAGGUAUAUAUGUAUUUACUUUUAACUAAGACCCCUAUAGUCUGGACGUUAAUAAUUUCAAAAAUUAUGAUAUUCCAGUAGAUGCUAUGUAUUUCGAAAAAUCAAACAAAUACUUAGUUGUACCUAGAUACUUUUCAGAAUAAGGUAUUGGAAUAUUUUAAUACAAUCCAUUAAGUACAAAUCCUGAUGAAUAAAAUAUUUCUCUUUAAAAUAUGAAACUUUUAAAAGACUACAAAAUCGAAGAUUACUAAGUCUCAGAAAUGAUUGUUUUUAGUGCUGAUACAAAAUUUGCUGUGCAAACAUAUAUGAUUGGUUUGAUUAUUUAUGACUCAGCAAAUAUCUUUAACUUAACUAUGAUAUCUAGAUGGUAUAAUAAGGAUUUUAUGAAAGGAGAGAAUCAAGGAGCUUGCUUCACAAGAGACAAUAAUUGGAUAUAUAGCACUAUAAGACUGUUUGGAGUAUAUCUUUUAAAUGUUCAUGAUAAGGCAAAUCCUAUUCUAACUGAUUAUAUCAUAACUCAUGGAGGUGAAAAUGUUAUAAUGUCUUAAAUAUUUGAUUCAUAUUUAUACUUAUUGGAUGGUUCUUAAGGAUUUGGAAUUAUCGAUUCAAGUUAUGCACCUUAGUUACGAAUAAUUUCAAGAAUUCAACUACCAGGAUAUAGUAUAGAUGCCUUGCUUAUAAAUGAAGAACAAUAUAUUUUAAUAACAUCUAUGGGAAAAGGAUUUUUAACUUUGAUAGACAUAAGAAAUAAAAAUUUCCCACAAAUUGUUAACAGUAUUUCUUAUGAAAAUCAAUACAGUUAUGCAUUAUGCUCACCAAAACUCAGUUAAUAUUUAUUUAUAACUACUUCUGCUGGAAUUAUUGUACUUCCAACCCAUAGCUAAAUUUAAAUUCAUACCCAUGUAAGUUUAGUUCAGUAAAAUAAAAUUACAGGAUAAUAAAUCCUAAGCAAACUCUAAAAGCAAGCUUUAUCAUUUGAUUAAGAUAACAUUAGCAAAAAUUUAGAAUUCGUCUUUACAGUUGGCUAACAAAUUCAGUUUAAUUUUGCUAUACUCUAUCUUAUUGACUAAAAUAUCUAAAUUAAUAAUAUUAACUAUUAUUAACAAGGAUAAAAUCUACCUAUCCCUUCAUUUUUUUCCUUUAAUAAAUUUUUGCAAUCCUUACAAUUUUUUGUAGAUAAAAGUUUAGUUUAUGACAAUAUAAAUUAACCAAACCUAAAUAUUAUUCUUCUUUAAACAGUAAUUCCUCUGAAUACUUAAUCAUUUAUUUAAUUUUCAAACUAAACUGAUGUUAGUGUGAUAAAUAUCACUUAAUCAUAAAUGAUUUACGAAUACCUCUAAUAAUAUAAUAUUAUAGACACUAAUGGAAUUAUUAAUAAUUAAUUUGACUUUACUUAACCCUUCCAUCUUGAUUUAUAAUUUUAGAACUAGUUGAUUGACCCAUCAACUAUAUAAGAAGAUAAUUAUACAGUUGUCAUCGAAUAAAUAACUUGGAUAAUUAAACUAACAUUAAUGAGAUCUUUUUACAUAAAUCCAAUCAAAUUUUAUGUUCAAACUUCUCUGUCCUUUGACAACUAAAAUAUAAAUUAAUUUAUAACAUCUAAUACUCAAAACACAAUUUCUCUAACUCUAUCUGUAAAUAGUACUGAUGGUAAAUUAAUUUUUAAAACCAAUCCCAGUGUUGUAUUUUAACUUUCUGAUUUAUAAGAUUAAUUAAUAAUCUAAGGAAGCUUAGAAAAUGUAAAUAAAGUGCUUUAUAAUUAAAUAAUUUUUGCAAAUAAAACUUAAAUCACUUCAAAAAGCUCUCCAAAAUUAACUCUGACUAUUUAAGAUGAUAUAAAUUAUCCUCUCAUAAAAUAAUUUAAUAUUUACAAGAGCUAAUUUAUUAUUCUAAAAAAGUAGCUAUAAGUCAACAGUGAGAACAAUCUUUAAAUAUAAAUUAACAAGAACUUUCCAGGAGGUAUUAUUGAUAUUGAAUCUGAUAUAGCCUUCUCUUUCUCAAAAGAUUCUUUUAUUGUCUCUGAUACUUAGGUUUUAACUUACUAAUAUUUUUAUCUUUAAUCACCAAAUAAUUAUAAUUUGAUGCCUCCAAAUUUUUGGUUGUAGGAAUCUGGUAAUAGCGAUAUGUCAUUUAAAGGCUCAACUACUUCUAAAAUGUUUUAAAAAUCUUAUGCUUUCAAAAUUAUUGCCUCAGAUGGAUAUACUUCUGCUGAAGACGUAUUUGUUUUGGAAGUAAGUGGGAUUCCUCUAAUUUACUUGCUGAAUCUACUACUCAAAAUAAUUGGCCCUAUUAUUUUUUUACUCAGUCUAAUUUAAUAAAGAAGUGUAUUCUUAAAUGCAAUUUUCAGGAAAAGAGUAACUUUUUCUUAAGAGGUGGCUGUUAAGAAAAAAUUAGAGAUAGAUUUAAAGUAACUGAAGCCUCAUGACUAGCCCUUUCUUAUAGAAUAAAAGUACAUGGACAGUAAAGGAAAUAUAAUUAUGUCUCACGUCAUAAAAGAUUUACUAAAUUAUGAUAUUAAAAUAAAAUAAUUAGACAAACACAAUUUUAAAAAUGAUAUUUAGAAUAUAGAUUCUAAAAUUUAUAGAGCAUUAAGGGCUUAGAUUUCUAGAUAUUUUUUAAACUUAGAUUAUAGAUCAUUCAUAGUUUAUAGCUACAUAAAAUAUUUUUGCAGUAAGGAAAUUCAAAAUUGUCAAAAUGACUGGUUUAAAGCUCUUAUAAAAAUCGAUUACUAAUAAUGUGAUGUACUUAAAUUAAGCUAGUAAUGUUAGAAGUAACAAAAAGUAUUUCCAAAGCUGGAGCUAAAAUAUGAUGUGCUAUUGUAAAUACUAUAAUUCUUGAAAUUAUUUCCUUAGUAGUUAAAUAUAGUUCCUAACUCUUUUGAGUAAUUUAUUGAGCUUUGCAUAGAGCAUUAAUCAAAUAUCAAUUUAUACUUAAUUAGAGAAGUCAUAUUUGCUGAUACUUAUGGAUUUUGUGGAGAAAAAACUUCUAAGUUAAAAGUAGCUUUUGGUUAAUCAUUGCAUAUAGAUUCAUAAAACAUUAAAUAAAUUAUUGCAUGCAAAAAGAGGAAGAUAAGCAAAUGGUUUAGACCUUUUUACAAGCUUUUAAAUUUAGAGUAUACUUAAUAUGGAAUUUCUAAAAAUAUGAGAUUGCCUACUUGGCUUUAUUUAGAUUAAAAAAAUGGAGUGAUUAUUUUGCAUGGAAUACCUGUAUAAGAUGAUAUUGAAGAAAUACUCAUUAGAGUUUUAGAUAAUACAGGAUAUGUAAUCUAAUAAUACAUAUUAAAAAUAGUAAAAAAUGUAAAUAUAAAUUAAUAAAGCAAUGAUAUUGAUUAAAUUUACUAAGUAGCUGAUGAGAUAGAGUAUUAAAACGACAGUAAUUAAUCAUUUAAAUAUAAUAAUUAGGAAAUAAAAAUAUUGUAUACAAAUGACGUUAAUAAAACUCCAUCAAUGUUUAAGAGAUAUUCUGAGGUAAAACCAAGAUAAGUUAAAAAGUAAUUUUCUCAAAGUACCCAAUCUCCAUCACUAUCUCCUUGCAAAAUGAGUGACUAUAAUUUUAAAAUAAAAAAAAAUUCGAAAAACACUGAUAGUUAAAAUAUAUAGUUAAUUUCUUUGAGUGAAGAUCAUAACACCAUGAACAGUUUUUUUAAUAAUAAUAGCAAUAACAAAUAUGAGCUCACCCUCAGCUAAUAGAUUCUCACUCCAAAAUGUCUCUAAAAUACGAAUGAUUUAGAAAAAGUAUUAACAAAUUUUUCAGUCAAUAAACAUUCAAUUGAUGAGAUAAAUUAAAAUUUAGAUGAGAUUAUAGAAUGA
Molecule: messenger RNA, 5071 nt
Organism: Tetrahymena thermophila SB210
Lineage: Eukaryota; Ciliophora; Oligohymenophorea; Hymenostomatida; Tetrahymenidae
Product: calpain family cysteine protease
Exons: 3
Molecular function (GO): protein binding
Source: RefSeq, a predicted model, not a curated record